Molecule: messenger RNA, 5198 nt
Organism: Scatophagus argus
Lineage: Eukaryota; Metazoa; Chordata; Actinopteri; Scatophagidae
Product: E3 ubiquitin-protein ligase MARCHF8-like
Exons: 6
Coding region: 927-1709 (260 amino acids)
Biological process (GO): antigen processing and presentation of peptide antigen via MHC class II; immune response; protein polyubiquitination
Cellular component (GO): lysosome; early endosome membrane; cytoplasm
Molecular function (GO): ubiquitin protein ligase activity; MHC protein binding; zinc ion binding
Source: RefSeq, a predicted model, not a curated record
UAUACUAAAUGACUCAUAGCUGUAUUAAAAGGUUUAAUUGGAGUGUUUUAAUGGUGGACCUCAGGCUGUAGUGUUGCUCAGUAUUUGAGUGAUUGUGUUAUGCUGUAUUGUCCUUGAAUGCAGCUGUGAGGAUGCGUGUAAUAAAUUACCAGCUGUUACCUCUGCUCCACCUCACAUCCCUGUUUGCCUGCUGGGGAUUGGUGGAGCCAGCAGUAAGGGCCACUCUGAUUGGUGGGCAGUGAUUGUGCUUUAUAAGAGCUCUGGUGGCAGACUCUUUGUCUCACUCAGAAGGCUGUGUGUGUGUGCGUGUGUAGUAGUAGUAGUAGUUUAGGGAGGUUUAAGUAGGGUUAGUGGUAGGUGCUUAAAGGUUAAGCUCAGUGUGCAGGGCAGAGGGAGUCUAUUUAAAGGACACCACCACCCUCUCAUGAAUGAUUCAACAACAGUUUGCCCCUCCCCCAUCCAUCAUCAAGAUCAGCUGGAGGAAGUGGUUGCUCAUCCAAUAAGAUUACAGUACUGAACUGACUGUGCGUGUGUGUGUUGCAGCUGAGAGGGAGAGCAAGCCCGGACAAGCAGCAGCAGCAGCAGCAGCAGCUCUCUGUCUCUGUGUUUGUAUGUGUGUGAAGAAAAUGUAGGGCAGCCGCUUGUCCUCCCUCCCUCUGCCAUCUCUCUCCCUAUCAUUUCCUAUCUUUUUCUUUGUUUCCAUGCUGUGCUGCUGUAGCUGCAGUCGCAGCAGCUUCACUUCCUUAUUUGCUGAGGCUUGGUUCUCUCUGCCUUUCUCGUCGUCUCGGCUCACCUCGAGGAUUUACAGAGUGGGCAUGUAACCUCCCUGUGGAACCAUUGUUCGUGUGAGGGUGUGUGUGGGUGUAUGUGUGUGUGAUUGUGUGUGUGCAUGUGAAAGAGAGGUGAGGUGGCUUCGGGAUCCAGACAUGAAUUCCUGUUGGAAAAUGAAGAUUCAGAAUGAAAAGCCGCUGGGUCAUUCUGCAAGCAGGUCCAGCAAUAUAUCAAAGGCGGGCAGCCCGACUUCAGUCAACGCUCCAUGCAGUUUCUCGAGGACGUCUGUUUCCCCAUCCAGCCAGGACAUCUGCAGGAUUUGUCACUGUGAAGGGGAUGACGAGAGUCCUCUGAUCACACCAUGCCACUGCACAGGGAGCCUGCGCUUCGUCCACCAGUCCUGUCUACAGCAGUGGAUCAAGAGCUCCGACACUCGCUGCUGUGAGCUCUGUAAAUAUGAGUUCAUCAUGGAGACCAAGCUCAAACCACUGCGUAAGUGGGAGAAGCUACAGAUGACGGCAAGCGAGAGAAGGAAGAUCAUGUGUUCGGUGACCUUCCACGUCAUCGCCAUCACCUGCGUGGUGUGGUCGCUCUACGUUCUCAUCGACAGGACAGCAGACGAAAUCAAACAAGGGAUGCUGGAAUGGCCUUUCUGGACCAAGCUGGUGGUGGUGGCCAUCGGCUUCACAGGUGGACUGGUGUUCAUGUACGUCCAGUGCAAAGUCUACAUCCAUCUAUGGAGGAGACUCAAGGCUUAUAACCGGGUCAUAUAUGUCCAAAACCGACCAGACACGUGUAAAAAGCUGGCGCUGGAGAAGCCGCCUCUCAUGGAGCCGAGUCUGGAGAACAAGGAAGCUCUGGCCCCCACCCAGUCAGACACAAACUCCUCCCAGUACACAGAGACAGAGGACUACAGUAUGGAGGUGCUCCAUGUCUGACCACUCAGUCCAUGCCAUUGGCUGACCUACUCAUACUACCCACACAAACAGGCCCACAGAGAAGAGCAGCCGUCGUGGAAAUGAUUGGUGAGUGAAGAACAGGCAGACACUCAUCUGAUCCUAGACUGACCCACUGUCCUCCUCUGGACAUGUUGUAUUCCUAAAACUACCAUCCACAGAGACAGAAAGACAGAUCAUGGCUGUCUUCUUCUCUCCACGCUCCUCCUUUUUGACUUUAUUCAUCUGUCAGUCCACAUCCUAACCUCUGUCCUUUCCCAGGAUCAGACUGUUUUCACUGACUUCUGUAAAUGUCUGAAGAGGCCGAGAGCACACCACUCUACACACACACACACACACAUACACACACACACACACACACACACACACACUCGUAUGUACACCUCUGGGAGAGCAGGACUGAGACAAAUAGACUCACAAACAGCUCUGGAGGUCUACACGUCUCCGAUGCGUGUUUUGUUUACUUGUAGGUUUGUUAGAUUUGUUUGUUUUUACCUCCUAUGAGUCUUGGGCUAACCUACCAUGGAUCAGUAUGUAGCGCCACGCAUCGGAUCUCUGGAACAUUCCAGAUACUGCCAUCUCUGUUGCUGUGGUCUAUCAGCUCCGAGCUGGUCUGGAUCCAGUCAGGUCUUGAUCUGGACAUGCAUCGAAGCACUUUUGGGUUUUUUUUUGUUUUGUUUUGUUUUUUAGCUCCACAACAAAUAUCCUCCUGUCCUUUUGCUCCUCUUUUCUUUUCUUUAAUAUGAAUUUAGUUGGACUUGUUGUACAUUGGAGGAGCACAACUCAAACAAUGUUGGAAAUGUUUGUAUAUUGUUUUAUUUGACAUUGCAUUUCCUCAUAUGCACAUAUAUGUGUAUAUUAACCCUCCCAUGGAUGACAAAAAAAGGAACUGGGGUUAAAAAAAUGGAAUCGUGCUGAAGGAAACAUCAGUGUUUAAGUCGAAGCAGAAAAUGAGUUUGUGAUGCUCAUCGCUCUAAUGCAGAUAAUGGAAAAUUGGCCCCAUGAUUUCUCUACCCCAGUGGGAACUUUGUGAAGGCUUUGAGAAUGUAAACUUUUUAAAAAUGAUAAAAUAUGAAUAAAAUAAAAUAAAAUAAAAAAAAAACAAAACUUUUUUUUUUUUUUUACUGAUCACAGGAAAUUGCGAGAUAAUUUCCUUGUCUUGAGAUCAUAACGUGAGCCUUUGGGCAUAAAUGACGUCGCUCAUGUUUUUCUAUCAUGCGAAUGACACAGUAUUUACAGUGUGAUAUUCCAUGUGCAGUUUUUAAUAUGUUGAUUUGUUUGCUUAGGAUACGCCUUGAGAAAUCCACAGCUGCCUAUUUUCAGCCUCCCAUCGCUCCAGUUGUGCAGGCGGUGCAUUGAUUGACCCCAAAUAGAAACCAGGCAGACUCUGACUGUGUGUAUUUGAACAGCUCGUUACAAGCUUUAGGCUAAUUUGUUAUUGUGCAUGUCAAGACUUGUACAUUUACAACCCAGUUAUGUUAACACGCUUAAACACACUAAAAAUAAAUGUAGAUAUAAAGUGCAACAUCUGAUGUGUGAAUGCGACAUACAGGACUGUUAGCAGAGGUCUCAGUUUCAGAGAAAGUCUCUUGUUUCUUCCUGACAGACUCUUAUCACAUGGUGGUGGGGUGUCUAUUUUAGUAUUUAUCACAUGACAGCAAGCAUGUUGCCUCUCAUUUGUUUGUUUUCUCUCACAUCUGGCCCUAUGUUGCUCGAAUGAGACAGGUUUUCGCACAUCCUGUUUUUUGGUUGUUGUUUUUUUAAUUUCACUACAGAAGCACAGUGAAGCACAUCUUAGAUACUGUAACCACACUGGAGGUCUUCAGCAAGCAGAUCAUUUAUUUUGUUCUAAAAGCAAUGCAGUUUAGCCAUGCAUUUGCUGCCUGUGACAGACGGACAGCAAGGGCAUCAUCAGUUGUUGAUAACCUGACUGGAGCGCCACCUGCUGGUGUGGAGCCUGAAGUGGAAUGUGGUCUGAGGUAGGCAGCAGGCAAUUUCUCAGGGCGAUGUGUUUUGGGCUUACAGUCAUUGUAAGUGCUUUUGUGUACGUGGGAGCACAGCGAUGCCAGGCUCAUGUUGAGCCUUACAGCCAUUCCAGCAACACACACAUUUUUAAAAACUGUCUUUGAUACCAGUAUACUGUCUGUGAACAACAAUGGUCCAACAACAUACCUGACAAUUACUGCUCAGCAGCAGCAAUAAAUGAAAUCUGUGCUUUGUUUUUUGCAACAAUGCAUACUGUACUUGUGUGUAUAUGCCCCAUGGUGACUUGAGAUCUGGAGUCUAAUGUAAUUUUAAUACAUAAUAUGAGCCGUGGGAGUUGUUGUGUGUCAAGUUGGAUUAAGACCUGGUGACGAGAAGCUUCUCCAAAACUUCAAUACCCGCGAGGCUCAGUGCAAUUAGACUGAUAAAAAGUGCAAUUACCCUUUUGUUGUUGUUCUAUUCUGUAGUUAUGUAAUGGUGUUUAUUGUCCAGGGUCUCCUCUGGGUAUAAAAUUAUUUCUUCAUUUUGUGUUGUAUUUAUUUUUAAAAGAAAACAGAGUACAAUUUGUUCAUUAAAAAAACAAAAAAACAACCUUUUAUUAGUAGAUUUAUGCAACUUGCACUUGCAGUUUUUUCCCAGUCAGAAAUACCAGAGAAGACUUUCACUCUUUCUUUUGCACUUUGUUAUUUAGAUAUUAGACUUGUUAGCUCAACCUUAAUGUGAAUACAUGCUCUUUCUUCUCACUUUUUAAAAUUGCUUUAUGAUUUUUUUUUUUUUUUAAUAUGCAGAACAUGGACAUUUAAUCACAGCAUCAAAUGUAAAGGUUUCAUAUUUGUCACAUAAAAGCAACAUGGAAUAUUUAGAUGUCUGGAAGUAUGGAAGACAAAAGAUGGACUUCAGAUGAUGCUUUUUAUGUUCUACUCUUAGGAGCUGGCUCCUUUCAUGAAGUCUGGGACAGCAGUUUUGGUGUAGUCCUGAUGAAGAUUAAGGCCACUUUAGGAUGCUUUUAAAAGCAGCCAUGUUUGUCUCUGAGAGCAGGUUUUUCUUUCUUUCUUUUCUGUCACCGUGACCUGAUUUCUUCCUUGUACAGUCCUACUGAGCAGGACAUCAGCUGAGAGGGACAAGUACUUUCUCAGCCUCACUGUCCCAUUGUUUUAGAUUUAAGUUGAGACUUCUCUAUAUUUACCCUGUUGCUUCAGUUUUAUCAAGUCUGGGAAUAGUGUAACUUGCAUAAAGCUACUUUUUUCCUUUUUUUUUUUUUUCUUUACUACUGACUGGACUUGAACAUAUGACUGUUCCCCUGUCUUAUGAUAUCAUUCCACAAGUUUGUCUGUGAAUUUACUUUGAAAUAGUAAGUGUAAAGGAUUUGGUAAAAGUACUUAUGUUUUUAAAAAAAUAUAUUGAUGUGUUUUCAGUUUAAUUUCCCAUUAUUGAACAAAGUAUGUAAAAUUCAAAAGAACAACCAAAUAAAAAUUAAGUUACUUUUAA